Molecule: messenger RNA, 1265 nt
Organism: Tachysurus vachellii
Lineage: Eukaryota; Metazoa; Chordata; Actinopteri; Siluriformes; Bagridae
Gene: nppcl
Product: natriuretic peptide C-like
Exons: 3
Coding region: 423-821 (132 amino acids)
Biological process (GO): cGMP biosynthetic process; receptor guanylyl cyclase signaling pathway
Cellular component (GO): extracellular region
Molecular function (GO): hormone receptor binding; hormone activity
Source: RefSeq, a predicted model, not a curated record
CACACAGUGCAGUCAGCAUCUCUUCCGUCACCUGCAGAAUGACAAGGCAAUGAAAUGGUGUGUGGGUUUGUGUGUCUGUCUGAGGGGAGGCAAAAGUGUGUGUUUUGGGGGAAUGGUCAGAGUUAAUACACAUCCCAUCAAUAUAUAGGAGACACUAUUGACACACUUCUUUAACUCACACACACACCACACAGAGCUCACACUAUAAAUCAAGUUCUGAGGGAGAGCGAGAGCAAAGGAGGAGGAGAGAAAAGGAUGCUCAUAGCAGGUGCCAAAUAUUGAGGGAGUCGAGAGCAAGAGAAUCAGACGUGAGUGUGAGGAUGGAGCAGAGCUCUCACUGAACAUUCAGCCACAGGUUUUCAUACAGUCAGUCUCUGGUUUUUGUAAAAGUCUGUGUGUUUGGGCUCGUGUGUCUCUGCUCCAUGAUGCUGUGCUCCGCUGUUCUGGCAGUGCUGCUCUUGCUGGCACCUCUGAAACCCAGCCACAGCCGAAGCCUGCACACCCCCAACCGGGCCAUGCAGGUCAUCGAGCAGUUCCUUGAGCGUUACAAUGACCUUUUAACCCUAGAUGACCUGGAUAAUCUCACAAGUGACCAAUCAGAAGAGCCAGUACAGGUCUUUAAUUCUGACGUAAAAGUUGCAGAAAAUCCAAAAUGGAUUGAUAUACCUGUGCAGAAUGAAAACUCCUUGGUCCGUCUUCUCAAGGGAGCUCUGGCCAAUCAAAAGCGAGCUUUGUCAGACCGGUCUCGGAGGGGUUGGAACCGAGGUUGCUUUGGCCUGAAGCUAGACCGAAUCGGAUCUAUGAGUGGCCUUGGCUGCUAAUGACAAACAGAGGGACAAAGAAAUGGCUUUUAAGAGUCAAGUAGAUGUUCUUCAUAGUGGCAGUCUACAGUCAGUUUCUCUAAUCUAUGUGGUGUUGUUCUCUUACAGUUUCUUUCACUAUAUUUUCCCAUUUCACAGAGGUGAUAUGUUUUCAUACUGUAUUGUAAAUUGUUUAUUAUAAAGUGCUGUAAGUUUAGUGAUCCUAGUUCUGUGUUACUCUGAUGGUAGGGGAGUGCAAAUAUGUUUUGUGUACUUUUGUUUGUGUUGUUAGAUAAUACAAAUUGUAUUAGAUCACACACACACACACACACAUAUAUAUAUAUAUAUACACACCUAUGAACUGUAUUUAAUACUGUUUUGAAGGAUAUGCAUGAGCAAAACUAACAGUUCAACAUUAUGUUUGUGUAUAUUUGGCAUGAAUAAAGGAGAUAAAUGUGUUAAAUA